This is a messenger RNA of Dalotia coriaria, 2543 nucleotides long. Its product is annotated as sodium-dependent nutrient amino acid transporter 1-like. Bases 575 to 2488 code for a protein of 637 amino acids. The record is from RefSeq and is a predicted model, not a curated record. The transcript is spliced from 7 exons. Gene Ontology annotation, biological process: sodium ion transmembrane transport. Gene Ontology annotation, cellular component: plasma membrane. Gene Ontology annotation, molecular function: L-amino acid transmembrane transporter activity. Lineage: Eukaryota; Metazoa; Arthropoda; Insecta; Coleoptera; Staphylinidae.
ACCAUCCACCUAGAGCAUGACAACAUUGAUAAGUAAAAAAAAACGGUUGGCCCACACUGAUGUUAACUCAAAACGUUGAGCGUUGACUAAUUGCCUGAUAAAAUACGGAAAAAUUUUAUUCCGAGCGUGUGCGUGUAGGUAACUGGGCUGAAUUCUAUUUUCAAGGCGAAGUUUACGUCGGCGCGACCGAGUUACCUCAAGGAAUUCGUAUUGAAAGGCGAGAUGCUUGAUGCGCACGGCAGUUUUGGAGCAAUUUACGCGGAUUACCGCAUGUUUGCAUCUCGCUCGGCUUGCGCGAACGCCGAAUGAUUGAAUGUCGAUGGUAAUGAGUCGGCGGCGGCAUGACUGCCACACGUUGCAUAGAUAAGAAGAUAAUAUAUGCGUGCCUAUAUAUACAUAUAGAUGAAGGUAUUUGAGCGCGUUUGCACUUCGUAAAGUGGUACCGCGCGCGGAAUUUACCAUUUUGCUCUUUUUCCUCGACGCGUUCCGGUUUUAUCAAGUUAUUGUUUCCCUUUAUUUGAUUAUAAAAUGACGCAUUGAAGUAUUUUUGAUCAAACUUCGCACGAACCUAGUCAUGAUGGAAGCAGGUACCAAGAAAGAUUCGCAGAACGCGUUUCAUAACGCGGCAUUUGACUACGACUCCAUCGAGCUGGCAACAAACAAAGAAAACGGCCAUUCAAAUGGUACCUCGGCAGCUGCGGUUGUGGAAAACGGUGCCACACAAGAACAACCAGACCGAGGUCAAUGGGGCAGUGGAAUCGAGUUCCUGAUGUCCUGUAUUGCUAUGUCCGUGGGUCUGGGUAAUAUCUGGCGGUUUCCCUUCACAGCCUACGAAAACGGCGGCGGCGCAUUCUUAAUUCCCUACAUCAUUAUGUUGCUCUUAAUUGGGCGACCUGUGUACUAUCUGGAGAUGUGUUUAGGACAAUUUACGAGUCGCGCGAAUGUGAAAACAUUUGAGGCGUUGGCGCCAUGCCUCAAAGGUAUUGGUUAUGGCCAGACCAUCGGGUCCAUCUGCGUGGCCACGUACUACUGCUCCCUGAUGGCGAUUACCUUAUUCUAUUUCCUGAAUUCGUUCACUAGUAAUCUUCCCUGGGCCACCUGCCGUGAUGAAUGGAUUGAGGAUGGCGUCCAGUGCAUUCCAUCCAAGGAUAUUGUCAACAUCUCCGAAUUGGCGGGAGAGGCGAUGAGUUCCAGCGAGUUGUACUUCAAGAAGGAAGUGCUGCAGGAGUACACCGACAUCACCCACGGUAUAGGCGCUCCAGAAUGGCGCCUGACACUGUGCCUACUAGCUUCAUGGGUGCCCACCUUCGCCGUGUCCAUGAACGGCGUCCAGAGUUCCGGGAAAGCAUCAUAUUUUCUCGCGCUUUUCCCCUACGUGAUUAUGAUAGCAUUGCUGGUGCGGUCCGUGACAUUGGAGGGUGCAGGUGAAGGAAUUCUGUACUUUAUCAAACCGGAAUGGUCAAAAUUGACCGAGGCCAAGGUGUGGUAUUCUGCAGUCACGCAAUGCUUCUUUUCUUUAAACAUUGGCUUUGGCAGUUUGGUAAUGUACGCCUCUUACAACGAUUUUCACCAUAAUCUUUACAGGGAUGCGUUAGUAGUGUCGUUCAUGGAUACCUUCACAUCGGUACUGGCAGGGACAACUAUUUUUGGGAUUCUGGGUAAUCUGGCGUACAAACAGAAUGUCAAAGUGAGUGCCGUGAUCAAUGCGGGUGGUACUGGUCUGGCAUUCAUAUCCUACCCGGAAGCCAUCGCGAAAUUUGACUCAGUUCCAUGGCUAUUUGCAUUGUUGUUCUUUGCAAUGCUUUUCAUCCUUGGAGUAGGCAGUCUGAUUGCAUUACAGGGCAGCGCGUUCACUGUCAUUAUGGACCAUUUCCCGCACUGGAAGAAAUGGUACGUCUCUCUUGGAUGCGCUGUGUCUGGUUUCUUGAUAGGUUUGAUAUAUUGCACUCCUGGUGGGCAAUUUAUGGUGACCCUUAUUGACUACUUUAGCGGAAGUUUUAUGUUCUUUAUCCUAGCUACGUUUGAAAUCCUCGCGUUAUUUUGGUGGUACGGCCUGGAAAACUUUUGCGACGACAUUGAAUUCAUGCUAAAGCGGCGUGUCGGCUGGUACUGGCGGUUAACAUGGGGCUUCAUCUCUCCUGUGGUCCUCAUAGCGAUUUUUAUCUAUUUCAUGGCCACCAUCGAACGCCUGAAACACGAAGGAAAACAUUACCCGGAUCUUGUCCUAGGAUUCGGAUGGGGCAUUCUGGGUUUUGCAAUGCUGCAAAUCGUUUUCUGGUGGGGGUACUACCUACUUCACAAACGCCGGUUGGGUUGUUACAAAGCCGUGAAGAAAUCAUUAUCGCACGCGAAAUGGGGCCCCCGGAAUCCCGAAAAGUUCAAAGAAUGGGUUGAGCACAAGCGCGCGCUGCAGGAGCGCCGUGCUAAAGUGCAGGUGUCGACUGCAAAACGCCUCUUCUACAUCCUCAUCGCUAAGGAAUACUACUAGAUGGUCCUUUUUGACAAUUAUCUGCCGAAAUUUUGCUAUAUUGUUCCGCUGUUCA